Molecule: messenger RNA, 1332 nt
Organism: Phytophthora sojae
Lineage: Eukaryota; Oomycota; Peronosporomycetes; Peronosporales; Peronosporaceae
Exons: 3
Coding region: 1-1332 (443 amino acids)
Source: RefSeq, a predicted model, not a curated record
AUGCUGAAGCCCGUCACAGCCAUUCUCCUGGCGCUUGCUGGUCUCACGGUCUGCGCGCUUUGGAUCCAAAGUCGUAGCGCACCCGCCACCACGCUCGUAAGAACACGACAGGAGUCUCAAACUCUUCCAGACGCCCAUACCAAUGCUGACACCCAACAACACCUGCUGGCCACGCCGCAACAACUACCGACCACCAAUGAACCCUUUGUCGAGGCGUUUGAAGAACCACCGACUGAAGCUCCUGUAGAACUCCUGACGGAAGCUCCAGAAAAACCCUUGGCGGAAGUUCCAGUAGACCCCCCGACCGAAGACCCUGUAGAAACUGAGACCGAAGCCCCACAAGAAACUCAACCCGAGACGUUUGAGGAGGAAGCUCAAGAAGACGCACCCGAACCGCCAGUGACCAGCGUCCUGCAUCCGAUCACCCCUGAGCAAGAACCACUUAAUCCCAAUGUGGCCUUCCGCAUCCAGUCGACCGAAGCGCACUUCACUGAAUACGAAGAGUCUUUCCCGCAGUACGGCAAGAUCGAGCCUGGACGGCACUACCGCAUCGAGAACAAACCAGUACUCACCCGACGAGGCAACCGCGAGACUGACUCCGUGCUCAUCGUCUGCGUCUUCAACGACAAAAACUCAUGGGGAGGCAACCGCACCGUCACGGAUUUUUUCGACCUCGUCGGGUCCUUCAACUACCCGAAGGAGAAAAUCUCCAUCUCGAUGCUCACGUCGUCGUUGGACGAGUUCGCAAAGGUCCGGACGCUGUUGAAGAAGUACAUCCAGUACCCGCGACUGUCGCUGAUGUUCCGCGAUGACUUCGCCCAGAAUGGGCUCACGCGCGGCAACCGCCACGAAGGUCCUCGUCAGGGCGACCGACGGCGUAUGAUCGCACGAUACCGCAACUACGUUCUCAUGUCCAGUCUGGAGACGUGGCACCAGCACGUGCUGUGGCUGGAUGCAGAUAUCGAAAUCAUUCCGUCACAUUUGCUCCCCAAGAUGGUUCAUUCCGGGCUUGAUAUCUUGACGCCCACGUGCUUCAACAGGCACAAAGGUGUUUGGAUCAGCUACGACCAGAACGGGUGGGUAGGACAACGCAAGGAGCGUCCGGUUGAUCUGGCCGACGAUGAGAUUUUUAUGCCGGGCCCACUAAGGGUCAAACUCCUCAACACAGUCGACGAUAAAUCGAAGCCUUUCACGCCCAUGGACUCAGUUGGCGGGAGCAAGCGAGGGCACGAGGGCUACGACGGCAUCGAAACGGAAGAAUUGUGCUAUACGGCGCAUUUCUUGGGCUUCAAGUGUUGGGGAAUGGUCUAUGAGUCCAUUCAACAGACAUAA